This is a messenger RNA of Perkinsus marinus ATCC 50983, 948 nucleotides long. RefSeq lists its product as hypothetical. Lineage: Eukaryota; Perkinsozoa; Perkinsida; Perkinsidae. The record is from RefSeq and is a predicted model, not a curated record. The transcript is spliced from 5 exons. Gene Ontology annotation, molecular function: protein binding. Bases 1 to 948 code for a protein of 315 amino acids.
AUGACAGAUAGUGAGAAAGCGGAGAAGGAAAAGCAUAUCAAUCUGUGGAAGCAAUACUAUCAUGAGGCGUUUGAUGGCGAGUGGAAUAUAAGAUCCUUGGCAAGGCAGCGGAAACGCCAACUCGAGGGUGGGGAGAAACGGAAGUCCUCUGGGCAUGUGAAGGCCAGCCAUGAUCCCGUGCUGUCGGAGUUGAAGAAACGAAAGCAUCGACUGAAUCAUGUCGUGCUGAAGAUCGCUCAAGACUUGAUGCAGAAUCCUGCCUUUGCCGACUUUUACUAUGCUCCUACAGGAACGGAGUAUACGCAGGUUGUGGAGAAGGCCAUAGGACUCGAUGAUAUAAGAGAUCUAGCAGGCCGUCGACAGUACAGCUCCCUCCAUGAGGUUGAGCGGCACUUUGCUCGAAUUGCUUACAACGCUCGACUGUUCAACGGCACGAAUCAUAUCUUGGCGGUCCGAGCCCGGAAUCUUGCGGGUGCGGCCAUGGGCGCCAUACGGAUGUCUCUAUCGGGGUCCACUACUGGGAAGAAGUCGGGCAACUCAAAGACACUGAAAGUGGAAACGCCCUCUCCACCAGAGACGCCCGACGAUGAUGAUGAACGCGAGACCGCAGAGGCUAAUGAGGAGGUCUGCAACCCGGAGGACGUCGAUGAACUCACGGGCUGUGCUGGUGGUCUGGUCCCCACACGAGGGGGAGGGAAGAGUAUAUUACUUUGGAAGGAGCUCACGUGCAACGAAAUUCGGACGAAAUGGAAGAACCUCGAGACAAGGUUGUUGGCACAACGCGGUGAGCAUCGGGAGCAUCUGAGCACACCAGCAGAAGGAACUCCAUCCUCGACAAGUCCGGACGACUCAGUUGAGGAGGAAGAGGAGGAGGAGGAAUUUGCUGGGGAAAAACGUCCGGUUCAGCCCCGCGUUACUCCAACGACGAUCGAAGAUGAGAGCGACUGA